AUGAGUAAAGAAAAUGAAACUUAUGUGUUUUUGUUUGUUCCAGGUUUCGGAUUCGUCACAUUUCAAAGCGAAGACAUAGUAGAUAAAGUGUGCGAAAUACAUUUUCACGAAAUCAACAACAAAAUGGUGGAAUGCAAAAAAGCACAGCCAAAAGAAGUAAUGCUCCCAGCGAAUCUGGCGAAGACGAGAGCCGCCGGUCGCGGCGCGUACGAUUUCAUGUGGUCAUUGGGGGCUCUUCCUGAUGGUUUUCCCGCAGCGUACGCCGCCUAUGCGGCAGGACGUAGCUAUUCGGGCUAUCCUAGCUUCGGGCUGCCGUACCCAGCAGUUGACCUGACCAACGGGCAACUGACACCGAACAACAACACACCGCUGCUCGCACAGGCGCUGUCAGUGAUGAACAACUACCAGGCGGCCGCCGCCGGAUUCGGGCCGCCAGCGUCGCCGCACGCCGGCGGAGGCCGCGCCGGAUUCCCCGCCGCCAGCUCGCCGGGGCCAGCGCUGGACGUGUACGGAUCCGCUGCAGACAGCGUGGGAUACGUCCAAGCGGCCAGCCCCCAGCCCUCAGGCUUCCCCGCGAUCGCAGUCAGCCGCGCCCCCCUCAAUUACACCCCAGGACCCCUGAUUCCUGCGGCUUUUACCAACGGUUAUCAUUGAAAGUGUUAUAGCACAAAUAUUUUACGUGGCGAGCGGUGUGGCGGCGCGUAGCAUCACCCGAGCGCAGCCUGGCCGCGAGCCCCACGCCCUCCGAGACAGCCAGCGCCACUCCUGCGCACCAGACCAGCGCCGUCGGACACCACACCCUCCGACCACGCGGCGUCUCACACCCCUCCACCCACCAUCACUCUCUACCCCCCUACCUCCAACUCCCCACAUCCCCCUUCUCAACCCCCUCACCUUCUACCCCCCCACCCGUCACGAGAAAAUCUCGUCUAUUGUAAAUAACGAUAAUCUACUUUUUGUCGUGUGAACGAGAGAUAGUCUAUCGAUUGAACAGGUAUUUUUUCAAACUUUUCUCGCUUUCGACUGUACCGUAGAUGUGUUGUCAGAGUAAUAAACAAUUUAAACUACAAAAAAAUACAUUUCAUAAUUAUAUAAAGUUGCAUCUAGAACAUUUUAUUGCAGGGAAGUAUAUCUUAAAAUAUUUUAUUAUUCAUAGUUAAAUUACAGUAUAAGGUGUAACUACGUGUCCUCUACGCGCGCGGGACUUGUGUUUCAGUAGAUGAUCGAUGGAUUUCCUUUGGAUUCUGAUCCCCACCGAGCGCGUUCGCAUUACCGUAUUUAUCGCAAGCUUUCAUGUAUGAUAGGAGGUGGUUAGUGUGAGCGACCGAGAGUGGUCGCGUUAGCAAUGCUUGUCAUUUUCGUGUCCGUGCUAGAGAUGAGUUGUCGGUAGCGGCGUAGGCCGGUCGGCCGGACGUAACGCGCACGCGACACGCGACCGCGACACGCGACAGGACGCGACUGGCGACGCGACAAGCGACGGCUGGAGACCGGAGACAAUAACGGUGCGCGACUUUGCGUCCGCGCGCCUCCUCGCUCGUCCACCAACACAUAUUUAAUUCUAUCUAUUUUUAAUAUUAAUGUCAAAUAUUAACAUAAUUAUUAUACUAUUAUAUAUUAUGCAUAUUUUACCUAUGAAUGUAAUUAUUUUCGCCUAAUUCGAAUUGUAUAAAAUCACCUCUUUGAACGGCUGUUCUGUUUCAGUAGCGAACAAGUUUCUCGAUUACUUCCGUAUAAGACUAUGUUAGUUACAAGUAUACAUACUUCUAAUAUUAUGUAUUAUGGUAUAAAAUUUUAUCCUAAGGAUAAUAUGAUCAUAUUUACGAUUCAUAAGGACGUUUGGAAAGCUAAGUCGGAACAUUUCAGAAUAUCUCUCAUCGCGUUAAGAUAAUAAUUCGUUUCUAUCUUGUACCUUUGGAAGUAGGUAUUGUAAUUAUAUAAUAAAUAACAAUUUUGUGCAUUACGUAAUAAUAUUUCAUUGUUUCUUACGAUUGUAUUUACCGUAAUUUAAGACCACUGUUGAAAAAAUAUGACACUCCACUUUAAAUGAGGAGUCACACCGUACUUAGUUGUAUUUAAAAUUUUAAUCAAAAAUAAUAACUCUAACCGUAAAUUUUCAUACAAACAGUUCUAGUUACACAACACUGAUAUUUCAAUAAAAAUAAAGACAGGGAUAUAAAAAAAAAUACAAGCCAAAGGCGCAGGUUUGAGGUAAUAGAAUAAAAUAUGAAGUCAAUUCAUUAAUCAUAUUCGUUAGGUACUGGUGACAUUUUAUCGACCACUUUGUCUAGUUUGCAACAGUUAGGGAGACCGCGGGGCGCCCGUAGCGGCCCGUAGCCUGGCGCUACGCCGUAGCACACGCUACGGCGCGCUACGAGCUAACACCGACGCUACGGCGCGCUACGAGCCAACACCAACGCUACGGCGCGCUACGCCCGCCGCUCGUACUACACACAUGCACUCGGUUGCAUUCAUUCGUUAUUUACUAUUAUUAUUACUCAUUACCUACAUCAAUUAAACAUUAAUAUUAUAAAUCUAGGUAUUAAAUUUUAGGUAAUAAUAAUAAACAAUCUUUUAAAUGCUAUUAUUAUAUAAAUACGUUAUAAAUAUAAAUGUUUCCUGUUACAAAAAAAAAAUAUUGAAAAUGAUACGAAAUAAAUCAAUAUUCUUUUUAAAGGUAAUUUAUUACUUAUGAGUAUGUAGUUAAUUGAAUAAUGGAGUGUUAGAUGGAGUGCGCUCGUCGCCGGGCGGCGCGCUCGCUUCGCGUUUUUUGUUCGUUCGUGCCGAGUUCGUUCGCUGAGAUGACGUCACGUGCGGCCGCGCCGCGCACACCGCAAGAGACGCGACCGCGAUUAAGUUGUUAAAACGUUAGCUAGGAAAUUGAUAAUGAAAUCGAAAGGUGUGAAGUCUAUAGGACGGUCGGAUAUCGAUAUCAUACCUAACAAAUUAACGUAAUUAUUUGUUUUAUAUUUACGGUGUUAUAGGUAUUUAAGACAUUUUUUCUUAGAAUAUUUAAUUAUUACGAUGAGAUGUUAUAAUUGUUAGGCCCGGGCCGGCGGCGGGGUGGCGCGCCUCGCCGCCGUCGGCCGUCUCAUUCACUGUCACAUCCUCACUAUAAUUAUAUUUUCUUACCGACCUUUUUAACGAAGGAGAAGCGCACACGGCCGCUUGUCCCCGUGCGAGUAAGUACAAACAUACUAACAAACAUAUAGUGAGAGGUACGUUUCGCCGCGUUCGUGAGAAGCCAUCGGUUCGCCGCGACCGAGACGGUACAAUGACAAUUAUUGUAUAUACAUAGUUAGCCGCAUGUGUAAAAAGACGUGUAGGUAAGCGCCAACUGGCGUAUGUAUAUGCGCGACCGAUGUACCCGUCCCGUCUGUCAACGUCAAUUACGCUGACGAGCAUACCCAUCUACAGCGACUUAUGUAUACGCAUGCUUUUUUAAAGACCUGGUACCUGAUAUCCACCAAAGAGUUAUUCGUAUACACAAAAAUAGAGGCAAUUUCGGAAUAUUUCGCGUUUUAACAUCAAUAUCUUUUAGUAUACUCUUGAAAGAAUUCGAUAAAUGCCAAAGAUGAAGCCAUCGAUUGCUUUAAAUUGUAAGAGCACACGGCCAAAGACUAGGUCAGUUAAAAAGGCAGAGUGUAGUCGGUCAUAGUUGGGCGCUGUUAGUCGAUACCAUCUGAUCGAUAUUAGAUUCAUUGGAGCUGCAAUCAGGAUUAGCUUGACGAAUAUUAGUUUCAUUGUUGUUGUUAUAGUUUGUUAUUACAAUUUGUGAGAUUGUUUUAGUGUCACCCUUUAGUGCUUUUUGUCGCGGACUAUGGAAUUUAGAAGCAACGUUUGUAACGACAACUUUUAGUGGAUACAAAGUUUUUCCUAGAAGUUUUUGAAAAGAAAAUAGAACCAACCAUUUCUGAUCAGGGAAUUUAUCAAUAGCCAAAAGAAGUACCUAGUAGUCCGUGACGUAUAAGCCAUUCCAUCGCGGUGCGGCCGGUUGCGGUCGCGUCCCUCGCGGGCACCAAGUGACCGCGACCGCGCGGUGACCGCGACCGCGCGGUGACCGUGACCGCCGCACCGAUCUCUCGCUUUUUCGUGUACGCGUUAGUUUACUUCAGUCACCAUUUUAGAGAUGUGUUCUAUAUCAGAAUAAAGACUACGUAAUGAUAAGCGAGAUCUCAAAUUUAUUUUAAAAAUUCGUUAAUUGUGAUCCUAAUAUUGCGACUUAUCGUAUAUAUAUAAUAAAAUUAAAAAGAUAAUUUAUUAUAUUUUGUAUAAUGACAUUCUACGUUAUUUUACACUCGAUCUACUUUAAAUUGUUAUUAAAGAUAAUAAUUAAUUUUAAUCUAAUAACGUGACAGACUGGUAAAGUUCGUAGAGUCGCUGUGGCGGCCAUAGAUCAGUAGCUUUGCAUAUUCGGCGAUGGCCAACUUAAUGUUUCAAGGACCAAAGGUAUACUUAUUCGCGUAGAACCGGACGCGCAUUGGCUCCGCACGAACCGACCCCAGCCGAUCGGUUGUUUACUUGCAGCAUCCGAGCGUGUCUAUGAGUAGAGCUAUGAGAAUUCAAACGGGCCCGGCGCCCGCGCACCCCUCCCCGCGCCUCCCGCCCCGCCCCUGACACCCGCGCAACGCCGCCCGCUUGAUUUCGUUCUCGCGGUUACUUCUCGAUUGCGUGCUUCGCGUGCUGACUGAUUUUCUAUAGCAAUAAAAAUCAAUUACCUAAGAUUUUACAUUAAAAUAAAUUUGGAUUUAUAUACGUUCGAAUUUGGUGUCAUGUACAUUUAAAAUUAGAGAAAGGAGAUAACGAUAGGCGAACGAUCCGCGACACUCCCGUCGCGGCUUCGGCGCAUUAUUUUCGUCAUUUCUUCGUGUAUAAUAUGUUACAUGAAUCUGUAUACAAUAUGGAUAUAAAUCGUAAUGAUGAAUAAAUUAGUUUUUACGGCAUCUCUUUAUUAAAAUAAUGAUAAUAUCAAAACGUUUUGUAAAAAGCGGUGGGUUGUCCGCCGCCCCGAUACUGUGCACUCGUGCACACUCUUAUUGGAAUAUUACAUUA
Ostrinia furnacalis (Asian corn borer) is the source of this 5049-nucleotide messenger RNA. RefSeq names its product RNA-binding protein 6. Lineage: Eukaryota; Metazoa; Arthropoda; Insecta; Lepidoptera; Crambidae. Gene Ontology annotation, molecular function: mRNA binding. The record is from RefSeq and is a predicted model, not a curated record. The transcript has 9 exons. Gene Ontology annotation, biological process: regulation of translation. Bases 1 to 654 code for a protein of 217 amino acids. Gene Ontology annotation, cellular component: cytoplasm.